UGUGGCCCGGCGAUGCACGGCGCAGAACAAAGCCUUCAUGGAGUGCAAGCGCAGCCUGAGGGAUCCGGAGAAGUGCCUGGACGAGGGCCACCAGGUCAUGGGCUGCGUCUCCAGCUUGAUCAAGGAGCUCCAUGCCACCUGUGGCAAGGAGAUGGAGUCGUACACGGGCUGCAUGGACUACUACUCCAAGGACUUGGAGAUGUGCCGGCAGAAGCAAAAGGAAUUCGAGGCAGCGUGCCCGCUGCCAGAAUUGAGCUAGAUCUCUCUCUCUCUCUCUCGCUGUACUUUUUAGUUGGCCCGGCGCCGAUGAAUCAAACCCACUUCACUCGCCUCUCUAAGUCUAGGCUAGCUAAGUAGGGUUUCAUGUCAAAGAUGAGGGACGACGGAGGAGGAUCUCCAUCGCCACGGCAGCCCAGGUCGGGCAGCCGGCUUCAUAUGAUGCUGUCGGGUGGAUCCCCGCAGCUCAGGCAGCAGCAGCAGCAGCAGCAGCAGCAGCCACAGAUGGUGCGGGGGCGUCAGCAGCAGCAGCAUCAGCACCAGAGGAAGGCUCCGGAGCCGCUUCGACGAGCCGUUGCCGAUUGUCUGUCAGCAUCGCAUCACGCCUCGCUCCCCCCGCUCACCUCCGAGCCCGUUCGAACGCUCCAGGACUACCUCGCCAAUCCCUCCACCAUUCACUUCGCCUACAUUGUCCUCUUGGAGCACGCACUCGCCGAGAGGGAUCGGAGCCCUCCAGUGGUGAUCAAGUGUGUGGCGUUGCUCAAGCGAUAUCUCUUCAGAUAUGUCCCUCCCAUAACUACGCUCCAGCAAAUUGAUUCCUUCUGUGCGUCUCUCAUCAACGAGUGUAAUGCUGCGUCAGGGAAGCGAGCCGCCACCAGGGCCACGUCGUGCUCCCCUGGACCUUCGCCACUGCCGCCCCCCUCCACGCCGUCCGUCUUCGCGUCGGAACCUCUCCUCAAGUCACUUACGUACGUGCGUGCCGUUGUCGCGCGCCACCUUCCCGGGUUCUCCUUGCGCCAGCACUCGGCCUCGUCACCUUCUCUCAAGCUCCAGCCCGUUCCGCCCUCUCCGCGCAGCAGGCUGCUCACUGCGCACUUCCAGCCGCCUCUUACGGAUGACAAGGAGUUCGCAAGGCCCAUGCUCGCUCUAGCCACCAUCCACGACGACAACGGCGUCUACAUGGCCGCCGAUGUGCUCAAGUGGCGUUGGAUCCUGCCAAAGGGAAGCCAGCUCUGGAUGCCUUCACCGGUUAUGACAGACAGCGGUGGCAUUGCGAGGCCAAAUGUGGAUAAUGUGGACAAUCUGGAACAAGGCAUUGGCGUUCUCUGGCUCAAACGCACCACCACCACUGCUGGCAGCACUGAGGAAUCUAGGCUCGACCAGCUUCUGCGUGCAUCUACAGCAGCGGCCAUAGGGGACUCGGCAGCAGUGAAGUCGCAUCUGCGGGAUGUUGCUGCUUCCAAGCGUCAGCCCGUUACUCGUUGGGGUGGUGAACCUUCGACUACCAUGCGGAAGCGUCCGCGUCCUCUCUUCCAGUACAGAUGCUAUAGUAAACAGCAACCUUUGCGCUUGAGCGAUGCUGAUAUCGAGGAAGUUAUUGCUGCGGUUUGCGCUGAAGCAAGUAGCCCCACUUUGGCCUUAGCUCCGUCCCUGCCAAGCAGCCGGAGUGGCGAUACAGCAAAUGUUGCAGGGAGCGUUCUGAUCAAGCUUAUAAUUGACAUGUAUCUUGCCGAUGCUAGGACAGCGGCGCCUUUGACGCUUUCAGUUCUCCAAGUGAUGCUAAGUUCGGGUCCUGUGACUGUUCGGGUUCGUGCUUUCGACCUUGUAUUUAACCUGGGAGUCCAUGCGCACCUUCUUGAACCAGUGCAAAGUGAUGACCAAGACGGUUUUCCGACAGGGACAACGGAGGAUGUUAAGCACGGAAGACCUCGUGGCGUAGAGGAAUUCGAGGCGUGGCUCCUUAUCAUUCUCUGCGAGAUGAUGCUCUUUCUACUCCAGCUGGAAGAAAAAGAAGAAUCUAUUUGGGCUGCCUCUAUGAGCGCUCUGUUGUAUUUGGUUUGCGACCGGGGCCGUAUCAGAAGAGAGCGGCUGGAGAACCUGGAUAUCCGGAUCCUGAGGACUUUGCUGGAAAUCAGCCGAGACAAUGCGUGGGCCGAAGAAAUUCAUUGUCGACUGAUCUGCAUGCUGUGCAAUAUGCUGUACGGUGCGAAACCUACAGAUAGCUCUCAAGAUGGGAAUGCAGUUUUUGAUAUUAACAGGCUGGAAGCCAUUGGUGGCGUCGAACUGAUUUGCAAAGAGUAUUCGUUAGUGAGUAGCCCCGCUGCCAAGAGAAACCUCUUUGCCAUCAUUUUUGAGUAUCUAUUAUGUGAGCUGCGCAGCAAGGCUGACGUUUCGGGAAAGAAAUUUCCCAGUCAGGAUGAAGUGCAGGCAAUUGCGACGGCUCUUGUUCUUGCCGGUGCGCCGGAUUCGCUGAGCAUUGCGUUCAGGCAACGAUUAAACGGCGUCGGCGGACGAUUGUGUAAAUCUAUCGUAAAGGCACUAGACAGGGAUCUAGCCAACGGACGGCUUAAUGCGAUGGUCUUGGAACAAGUAGCGAAAUCAAUCGACACUUUAGUUGACAAAUAUGGUACUUUGGACGGAGAGUUCGGGGAGAUGGUGUCCCUUAUCCUCGCUGACGAGUCACGUGAGGAUGGCCCUCCUGUUUCUUAUCUGGAAGCAAGAGCCUGGGCCAUCCUGCAUGCGUUGCUCCAUUCCUCGCGAUCCGAUUACCGCCACCACGGUUACUCGUGGCUCAACCAGCUCCUCGUAACAGAAGUGGAAUGCUUGCAUGGACGGAAAGACGCUUCCCACAGCAACUGCAUGCUCACAAUUCUGGAGCAGGCGAAGGUUGAUCCCCCUGAGAGCAAAACGUCAGCGGCCCAUCUACUUUUUGGACUGUUGAAAUCAAGGAGGCAUUAUGUCAGGCAAGGUUUUCUGAUCGUAUUGGAGCACUUCCUGUCGCAGUGCCAGAGACGGGGGCGUGCAGACGACACUGAAAGUUUUCCCGACAGCCUUCCCAGUACCUUGGUGUGGCUCAUGAGUAGCUCCCUUUGGCAGUUUAUCACUGCAAACGACACAAACCGUAUUAACGUUUUACAGAUGUGCAACCUGCUGCUCUCCCAAAUAUGCGUCAGGUCGGGGCCGUCUGCGGGGAAACACGACGACGACGACAAGAAAGAGCACAACGAGAGCGUCAGGGAUACAGUGGUGGUUAGCUCGAUAGCAUCUCUAUUUCUGAGGGAUGAAGCUGCGGCACCUGAGCACCUGCUGACCAAGAUGCCAACGGCCCUGUUUUACUGGCCUCUGAUGCAGCUGGCUGGAGCCACUGUGGACGACAUGACUCUCGCCAUCGCCGUUGGGAGUAAAGGCGGUGGAAACGUUCCCGGUUGUGCUUCGGAUGUCCGAGCAGCACUUUUGUUGCUACUGGUUGGAAAAUGCACGGUUGAGCAGGCUGCAUUGGACGAAGUUGGUGGCGAGGAGUUUUUCAGGUCGUUACUCGACGACAGGGACGCGCGCGUUGCCUACUUCACUGCUUCCUUUCUCAUCAAGAGGAUGAUGGUUGAGGAUGCUGACAACUAUCAACGCGUGCUGCACAACCUUGUUUUCAAAGCUCAGCAGAAUAAUGAUGAGAAGCUACUGGAGAAUCCUUAUCUACAGCUUGGCGGCAUCCUACAACUUGAUCCCGAUAUAAAACCUCAAGCUUCGACGCAUGACGACUCAUAACCCCUCAAAAGUUUGCACUUGCGGAGCAACCUUGGGCGCCAGCCAGAGGGGCCAGUUCGAGCUGCUCCAAGACAAGCUCUCGUUUCUUGACAACCUUGAUGGCAUAGGCAGCAGUUUCGGGGAUGGCAGGCACCUGUCAUUCAUUUUGGAAACGAUUUUGAUUGCUGUU
This is a messenger RNA of Selaginella moellendorffii, 3928 nucleotides long. RefSeq lists its product as uncharacterized. NCBI's taxonomy places the organism in Eukaryota, Viridiplantae, Streptophyta, Lycopodiopsida, Selaginellales, Selaginellaceae. The transcript has 18 exons. The record is from RefSeq and is a predicted model, not a curated record. Bases 364 to 3759 code for a protein of 1131 amino acids.